Penicillium longicatenatum is the source of this 1086-nucleotide messenger RNA. RefSeq lists its product as uncharacterized. The coding region runs from base 1 to 1086 and encodes 361 amino acids. Gene Ontology annotation, biological process: double-strand break repair; DNA recombination. The record is from RefSeq and is a predicted model, not a curated record. Gene Ontology annotation, cellular component: nucleus. Gene Ontology annotation, molecular function: DNA binding. Lineage: Eukaryota; Fungi; Ascomycota; Eurotiomycetes; Eurotiales; Aspergillaceae. The transcript has 4 exons.
AUGUCUCGGGUUUUACGAUUCGCUCGUUCUGACGAGGAAAACGAAUUCGUUCUUCUCCAUGUCGUGAAGUUGGGUCCGGCGGCGCUGGACCUCUCUCUCACUGCCACUGAAGGCGAAAGCCCAUAUACGGCCAGAGUCCAGGAGUCACAUCUCAAAGAACUAUGCGCCAAAAGCUACCAGGGCCCAGACGAAGAGUGGACACAGAUCAUCGCGUAUGUAUUGGGACAAGCUGACCCGACCCAGAAGCUGCCAGCAUGGUCGGGAGUGGCGGCCUCCAUUCAUAUCACAGGUUCGACGGAGGAGAACAAAGAGAUGGUCAUAACCGUCCGAAAAAGAGUCCAGUCAAUCACGCAAAGGCUUGGUGCGAUAAUUCUCAAGCAGAAUGACCAGCAAGCGAUCGAGCUGUUCGACUGGUCAGGUCUUGCUGCCGCCAGAGCGGGCGAAUUGGAAAGCCAGGUCAUUGACUUGACAGAUCGAGUUCAUGCUGCAGAGGACACGGUCCAGAAAUUGAACGAACAACUGGAGGAGCUGAUGCGGGCCAAAACCCAGCAUGAAGUCCAGCUUGUGGCUAACUUCGUUCAACUUCUGAAUGAGAAAAAACUUAAGAUACGUACCCAGCAACGGCUUCUAGCAUCCGCAACCAUGGACCCCACAAAAGCCGCAGAGAUACAAGCAGCCACUGCGAAAGUCCAUGCAACCCGGGGAGAACCGCAGUCCACAAAACGAAAUGCCCAUGAUAUGGGUGAUAAAAAUGGCGAUAUAGAGGAAGACUUUGAAAAAAUGGACGUUGAUCAAGAGAAGAACGAUGACCAGGAUACUGAUGCAGGAGGCCAAUACACGCCACAGCAGUUGGAGGAAGGAAACACGACUACCGAUGAUGAAUUUUGGGGACUAGAGACAGCACAGGCGUCCGUCAAAUCAGAUCGGACCAGGGUGGAGGGUUCAUCGUCCAAAGCAGCGGCCCCGCCACCGCGCAGAGAGCUACCCUUUACCAGACGAGGACCAUCGGCGAAGGCAGAGGUAGCCCCUGCUCCCAGUGAAGUUGCCGAAGAAACUGCAGGGGAGACAGAUGAUGAUGAGCUGUGA